Messenger RNA from Adineta steineri, 342 nucleotides. Lineage: Eukaryota; Metazoa; Rotifera; Eurotatoria; Adinetida; Adinetidae. The record is from the annotation of a GenBank genome assembly.
AUGACAACAAUCGAACGAUAUCAUCGUUUACAACAUGAAUAUGAUCAUUAUAAUCGUCGUUAUAACAUGUUACAUUCUAUAACUAUACAAAAACAAGAUGAACUUGAUGAUUUAAUGAAUCAUAUGAAUGAAUUAUUAGUAUUAUUAGAUGAGAGAACAAAUAAUUCUUUUCAAAUCGGAUCAUCUAUUUGUGUAUAUGAUCAUGGUGAUCAUUUGACAAUGCCAUCGAUGAUAGAAUCCGAAAAGAAUGAAGAAUCUGAUGAUGAUGAUCCUUUACUACAACGUCUUAAAAUAACAAAACCAAGUCGAUUAAAAAGUUCAACAAAUCAGUUUUUUAAAUGA